Molecule: messenger RNA, 962 nt
Organism: Carassius auratus (goldfish)
Lineage: Eukaryota; Metazoa; Chordata; Actinopteri; Cypriniformes; Cyprinidae
Product: Na(+)/H(+) exchange regulatory cofactor NHE-RF3-like
Exons: 6
Coding region: 1-735 (244 amino acids)
Biological process (GO): protein localization to plasma membrane
Cellular component (GO): apical plasma membrane
Molecular function (GO): signaling receptor binding; protein-membrane adaptor activity
Source: RefSeq, a predicted model, not a curated record
AUGCCCUCUUCGGAUCUUAUGAUGAAGUUCACCUUCAACCCAAAAGAAGGGAUUGACAACCCCACUUUAGUGAUCUCCGAUGACAAAGGUUACUUCCUCAACCCUUUUUAUCCACGGGACGAGGGCCAGGGCUUCGGCUUCUUCCUGAGUAAGGAUGCUGGCUGCAGGGGACAUGUGGUGCGCCAGGUGGAGUCUUGGAGCAGCGCAGAGCAGGGUGGGUUGAGGAAGGGGGACCGUAUUUUGGAGGUCAAUGAGGACUUUGUGGAUGACAAGGAGCACUCGACUGUGAUGCUGAAGGUUCACUCUAUAGCUCAUGUAUUACGAGAGCUCGACCACUGCAGCCCAGCUGAGGCUGCAGGAAUGGAGGAUGAAGAGCUUGUGCUAGCGGUAAAUGGGGAGCAUGUGGAGGAUGCAGAGCAUGAGGGCAUCGUCAGCAAAAUACGGCAAAGCGGCCAGCAGGUCACCCUAACCACCAUCUCCAUCCAGGGCAGAGACUAUUACACACAGCUGGGUAUUUCUCCAUUGCUGUUCUAUGAAGACAAUAUUCCAAAAAGGGAACAGUUCCUUAAAGCUCCUUUGCCACAUCAAGAGGGACACCAAAAUCCACCGCAUCCUCGACUUUGUGUGCUUCACAAGGAGGUUGCUGGAUUUGGCUUCAAACUCGGCUGUGUUCAGAAGAAGCCUGGGACGUAUAUCGGUCAGGUACUGCAAGCAUUUAUAUAUAAAGAGUCUUAAAUGUAAACUUAAUCAAAUGGAAAAGAGUGCUGCAGUGAUGAUGUAUUUUCGAAUGUCAACCUAGAUAUUUGCAUAACCCUGGUUCCCUUAAAGAAAAGCCAACAAGAAUUUCCCCAUUGACUUUUGGAUUAUUGCAGAAAAUAAGCUCUGUGGCCAACAAAGGUUUAUGAAUUUCUUACACAUUCGUCAUGAUAAUCUUUAAUUUCCCUGAAAGUUUGAAUGAAAAU